Neospora caninum is the source of this 6138-nucleotide messenger RNA. RefSeq lists its product as hypothetical. The transcript has 2 exons. Gene Ontology annotation, biological process: proteolysis. NCBI's taxonomy places the organism in Eukaryota, Apicomplexa, Conoidasida, Eucoccidiorida, Sarcocystidae. Gene Ontology annotation, molecular function: calcium-dependent cysteine-type endopeptidase activity. The record is from RefSeq and is a predicted model, not a curated record. The coding region runs from base 1 to 6138 and encodes 2045 amino acids.
AUGGGGAUCGACACGGCUGGCGGCGGAGAAAUGGCUGCGCCCUCACGUCGCGCGCCCCUCCAGUCGGGAGCGCGCCCUGAGAACUGGCCUUCCUUGCCGUGCAUGCUUCCUGAUCUUGUCGUUCCUGAAACGUCAAAAAGCCUCCGGGAUUUCCGGUCGCCGGCACUGCCCUGGGAACCCGUCGCCCCUCCCGGCGCUGGGGAGGUAACCAAGUGCUUCGUCGACGCGAAAUUUCUUCCUCGAGCGCUGCCGAGGGAGAUAAGAGAGCGGACAGCAGGUUGGAAAAGAGCACCAAACUGCUGGGACUUGACGACGUCUCUCGAGGAAUAUCCGGCUGUAGAUCCCGCGAUUUCCCCCGGGGCCUCGGGCACUUUGCACGAGAUGCCCAGCGAUGGCAGCAGACAGAGGCAGCGCGUUGGACGGUCUGUUACCAACCGUGCGAAAAGCGAAGCUACAGAGAGUCGCGACAGCGACUCGGGAUAUGUCUCGCUGCAGCGCAAGGCAGGGCUGAGCCGUUCUGCCGAAAACCACAUUGGAACGACCGCGCCGCAGCCUUCCGCCGGAGGCAGCAAGAAACUGUACUACGCUGAUGCGGGGAAGGCUGACGCCAGUGUUCCCGGGACCGCCGCGUUGCAGGUGCCGGAGAGGGCUGCUGGAAAGGGCGGACUCUCAGAAACGUGUCUAAGGCCUCUGAUGGACGACCGCCUGCUGGCGCACGUGGACCUCGAAGCUUUGCUCGUCGAGGGUCUCGGAGUUAAGCAGCCCGUCGUUGUGGGCCUAGAUGCCUUUCUACGUCGCGAGGUCGGGAUCUUCGCAGUGGACCCAGGUGCUCCGCGGUGCGUUGCUGGGAUCCUCUCUGCAUUUAGCGUGAUUGCCGACAACGCCGUCCUCCUUCCCAAGGGCACGUUUCUGUGGGAAUUAAUCUAUCCGCAGUCGGAGUCUGGGUGGCCGUUGUACAACCCACAAGGUCUGUACUACGUUAAACUCUUCUUACGGUCGCAGUGGCGCUUGGUGGAGAUCGACGACUUCAUUCCAUGCGAUGCAGCCAAGCGGCCUCUAGCGCCUGUUUCCUCCCGAGACAGCCGCGACCUGUGGCCGAUGCUGCUUGCAAAGGCGAUCUGGAAAGCGUUUCAAGGCGAAAUAUCUCGCGGGGUGUUGGACAUUCCGGCCCUCGAAGCCCUCACUGGAAGAAGAGAAAUCGCGUACCCGCUGACUGGUGGCGCGAUACGCCACUUUCUGACUAAAGGCUUUUGGGCUAGCGUUAAGAUCCGACCCUCAGAGACUCAGGGCGUCGAAACGGGAAACGAAACAGAAGCAGGCCAGGGAACCCUGGACCCCGAUGAUGCGAGUGUCACCUUUCUAGUCUGCAAUUUGACUCCUGAAGACUUGAAAAAUCAGCGAGUCUGUUUGCGGAGCGGCGCCUUCAGUCUGAAACGUGAUCAUCCGCAGCUACAAAAACGAAAGAAUGGCGACCGACAGCGAUGCGGGAAGCCCCAUCCUGCGGUGAAGCCGAUAGAACGCGGUGGACGCACCUCGGACUUCGUUUUCCCAGAGGAAGAGGGAGCGUGCGAAGAGGAGUACGGCGGCCUGUUCUCCGUGGUUAGUCCCGAACAUCCGGACAACAGAGCAGAACUGAUGGCUCAGAAAGCCGAGGCAGAAGCAAGGCGGAAGACGAAAGAACUUCGACGGGAUGAUCACGGGCGCAUCGUCCUAUGUAAGCCCUGGGGAAAGCUCCUCAAACAUUUCCUUGGAGAUGCAUUACCGCAUCCUCUGCCUGAGGCUACCUUGCAGGACUUCCUAGCAGAAGAGAGCCAACCGAUCACAUUGAGGCAGACCGACACAGACAGCGGUUUGAGACCCGCAAACGGAGUUGCUAGUCCUCAUGACGCCCACGCGACAAAGUCCAACAAGCAGAACGACAUAUUUGGAGGCUCGUCGGGCAAGGCGAAGCCUCCUGUCCAGGUGCUGGCUGAUAUCAUCCAGAGAUGGCAAAUGCCGUGGCCUGUACAAAACGUGACCGAUCCACUUGGGGCAGCGGGUAUCACGUACGACGGAACCGUCUGGGUCUCGUGGAAGACGUUGACGGAAGUCUGUCGAUCCGAACACUUGUUUGUGUACGUCCCAUCAACUCUUUUCGAGACAGCCGCCUCGAGCGACUUCUUCGACUACGAACAAUCCGUGCUGCCUCGCCAGUUUCCACUCCGUGUUGCAGUAUGUUACAUGAACAUACCGGAGCUGGCGACCUGGACAAUGGAGAAGGACGGUGACGGCGGCUCCGGCUCACAAGCAGAGAAACGCACAGAGGGCGACUGUUGUCCGGCGUCCAGACCUCGGCGGCAACGCCCAAUCCACAAUAGCGUCAUACGAACCCAGUUCUCGCCGGUCCCCGUCCUCCUCGAGUUUGAUGCUCACCCACCUGUCACACUAGCCACCGAGGCUGUGCAGCCGAUGCAUCAGGCCGGACAAACGGCGCCGGCUCGGCCUCGCGAUUCGCCGCACGGAAGUAGUCGAAAUCUCUGUCCGCGUCACAAAGCAGCUCCAGCAGACAGCAUGCACACCUCCCUGGGCGGGACAUGCCUCGUGCAGAGCGCACCCUUUUUCCUUUCUGAAGGGAAAGAAAUCAGUCCCCAGAUAGGAACGUGGGAGCGGCUGCUGGGGAGGAGUGUUGACGACGUUAAGCCGCUUCUCGGACCAGAAAUGCGAAAUGCAGUGACGCAGGGAAUUGAGCUCUGGCGGGCAGGGAAACAGAACCGUACACGGAGACAGGGGACAGUGGCGCGUUCGUCGAGCGUACAGGGAAGGCCGCUGUUCUCGGAGACAGGCUCUCAUCUAGCUUUCUCAGCCUUCUCGACCUAUCCAACCAAAGGCCAUGCACUGGAAAUGUGUGCCGCACCGCGGUUUCUUACACUCGACGCUUCAUGCCGAGCCGUGACGCAGCUGAAUCUCUGCCAGGGAAGGCAUGCGUUCUUCUUCUGGCUCGAUUCCCCGGCCGGAAGCGGCGUUUUCCGCGUACACUGGGUGCCCGAUAAGCGGGAGAAGAGUAGCAACUCUCUGGAGUCGCCCCCCGUCGCAUCGGCGGCCGCAGGAAGUACGAAAUCAAUGAAGCGGCAAGCAGCCGAAAGUCGGCCGGCUUCCGAAGAGAGUGACGCUGCUGAACUGUGUGGAGGUAUCUCAUGCCACAUCCUCUCGGUGGAAAGUUUCUUGGAAACUUUCCACGACGUUCAGAUUGAAGAGUUCCUUGUAACGGCGCCAGAGAGUACGCUUCCAGGACCUCACUACACGGUCUGGUUCAAGGCAGAGCUGACAAUUCAUUCACGCUUUUCUCGCGAUGCCUGCGACUACUCCCCAGGCGCCGGUAGUGGCCCCCCUGCAACCGACGACGAACAACUGGCGGGCGGCUCGGAACUCCCCACUGUAUUUGUGACUCUCAACCUUCCGCACGGAGGACUGACGCCUUACCUUCGCAUGUCCAUUGGCCCACUGCGCAGCCGGACGCCAGCGAAACUCGAUAACACGGGCGCUAAAUCCGAGCGUGAAGGGCUGUCUUCUGACUUCGGUGUCCCUCUUGAGGAAGAGGACUCGUCAGCGACAGGAGUGAGGCUUGGUGCGAUCGUUCGCGAUUCUGAACUCAAACAGCUGCCUGUCUGUCCGAUGCUAUGCAUUGACCCAAGUGAAUUCGUCCCAAAGGAGACCGACUGGGAUCAGCAAGGGAGCAAUGACAGGUGCGCCGCCACUUGUGAACAACUUGCCGGGCGUCCACAGUCGUACUUGCUCCUCGUUGAGUCCGCGCUUCCCAGUCCCGUUCCUCGCGUCACCUUUUCUGUUGGUAUCGGCGCCCGCCGUUUGGAAGUCGAGGGAGGGGCAAGAGAAGACCAGAGACAACGAAAGACAGCGCUUUCAGGUUGUGGGAACCAAACGCAGAAGACUCCCGCCCCGCAAGUACGCGUCGCCGUUGAAAACAUUUCCUUCAGAGCAUCUUGGACCAAUCAGACAAAAAUGAAUGGGGAAAACAUCGUGCUCAGGGAGCGGAUCAUUCCCAAGAGUUCACAUGCAGUCAGUGCUUCACUGAGAGUUACAGUGGAAAAUCUCGACAGCGUUGUCCUCUGCGCCAGUCUAAUCGAAAUUGGGGCACGUACCUCACCGCAGGAAACCCUUCAAGAAAAGCAUCCGAAGAAUUUCGUGCAGAAAACAUCUGGCAGCGGGUUCAGUCCGGUAACUCCCCGGCAGCAACGCCAGCAUUCGGGAGCGCGCAGCAAUGCUUCGCCGUCUUCGUCAGGUCCUCCACCUCGGGGGACCGAAAACGUAGCCAGCGACGAGCUAUUAAGCGCAGAGAUCGGCGCGCCGGCAGGAGGGAUGACAAGUUCCGCCAUGAACGAAAGCGGAGUGACUGCAAUGGCGAGACCGUCCGGUCUUCCGUCCCUAGGCUGGUAUCCUACACCCCCUCUGGAGGAAACGGUCAUAGAGUCUGUCGGACGAGACACUGUCACCUUCCCUCACGUCCAACUUGAUCCUCUGUCCCAUUAUGUCAUCCAAGUCGUCGCACGAAAGUUCUCUCCUGUUACAUCGCCCACUUCUCGCUGCGCGAUGCAUUCUGAAGGGGAAUGGGACGACACGGCUUUGUCAAGUCCUUUGGCAAUCGACUGCUCCGCGCCAUCACGCGCAAAAGAGCAUUGUUGGACUGCUGAACCCAACGCAGGACAAACUGCUGGUGGAGUUUCUCUACACACCAGACCUGUGGAAAUGAUUCACUUAGCCGAAACGGCUUCGGCAGAACGGCUUCGGAUGGCGGCACCUCUCGACGGCGGCGCCUGGCGCCUGGAUGUCGCGGCAACGGGAGAAAUAGAAGUUGCCGAAGACGUGUGUCGAACGGCCUUCGAAAAUCAGUUAUUCGCGUUCUGGAACGAGAGCGACUCGAGCCGGGCAGAGCGCGCCAAGCGAUCUCGAGCUGCAUUUUUGGCCAGAAAAAUGAAACAAAAAGACUGUGCCUUGUCUGACCAAAUUGACCCUCCCGAAGCACUCAGCUCGCCGGCUGCAUUCCGGCAGACUGUGCUCUGGAAACUGGAGAUGACGGAGGCUCAACUCCUUUGCCUGCUCGCUCGUAAAGUAACUUCCACGGGCCAGCAAACUGAGGACGAUUUCUCAGCUGACCUCUUGCUUUCAGAAGAAAUAUCCGCCUCAGCGUUUGCACAGUGCAGGCUGCUUCAAGAGGCAACUGAGGCAACCGAGGCCGAGCUCCAGGAGUUCUUUUUCUGCGAGAUGGAUCCGACAAGGACAGGGGCUGUGAAGGGUGCCCAGUUCCUGAUGUCACUCCAGAACGGUGGCGCGGCACUUCGGAGUGCACACAAGGACACUGCCGAGGAGAGGACCGCCGCCAAUCGUCAGCCGAAAGCCACAAAGGGAGGGAACGGCGAGAAGAAAUCCAAGUCCGGAGCGGCCGAGCGAGACACCAAAAGGCCUGGAGCGGCUCAGAAGUCACCUGCGAGCAAACUAUCGAAAGGGGACGAUCAGAAAAGAGACAGCCAACAAAGUUGCUCCCUAGACACGGCCAAGGAGCGCAUUUCGCCGUACGGCUUUCUGGCGCUCCGUCGGCCUCUUACCAGCGCGCGUCACCGGAAUGCGAGGAUCGCUCAGUUUAUACGCAAGAUCACUGCAGGACACAGCGAACGGGCCGUCACUGUGCCCGGCGUGUUCAGAGUGGUUCCCUUGGGGGGGGCAGAGGAGGAACGCGAGUUCGCUGCUACAAAUGCAGCUGCUUCGGAACCAGCCGAGAGACGCCGUGCAGCAAACAUCCGCAUUCAGGAGGAACUAACCGCUCUUCGAGAAUCGAUCGAGCGCGCGUCGAUACGAAACGCGUGUCUUGUGCAAGAGGACAGAGAAGACGCUCGAGGAAGUAUGUUGUUGAACCGUGACCCCGUCGCCAAACAGAGAGAGGCACUCCGCACUCUCCAGAGGAAACGGCGAGACGUGGCUUCAAAGGUUACAGAGGUAUUGCAGGAAGAGACUGAGAAGGAGAUUCGAAAGGAGGAACUGGAACAACUAAUGGAAGAGUGCCAAGAAAUCCGUAUGUGGUUCUUCGACAGUUGCCUGAUGAAGAGGCUACGCAACCAGCACACAGCCGUUACCGCUAUGCAGAGGUAA